This is a messenger RNA of Chiloscyllium plagiosum (whitespotted bambooshark), 3537 nucleotides long. RefSeq names its product ATP binding cassette subfamily G member 4a (gene abcg4a). The record is from RefSeq and is a predicted model, not a curated record. Gene Ontology annotation, biological process: cholesterol homeostasis; transmembrane transport; cholesterol efflux. Gene Ontology annotation, molecular function: ATP binding; ABC-type sterol transporter activity; ATP hydrolysis activity. Gene Ontology annotation, cellular component: plasma membrane. NCBI's taxonomy places the organism in Eukaryota, Metazoa, Chordata, Chondrichthyes, Orectolobiformes, Hemiscylliidae.
UGAACAAGGAAGAAAACUGAGUAAAUUUUCCUGCUCCUCGGAUGCUGCCUGAACUGCUGUGCUCUUCCAGCACCACUAACUGGAGCGAAGGGAAACGGUACAGAGCUGAGUUGCACCUGAGCAGAGGCGGAGAGAAGCAGUUUCAUUGCCCGUGAAACAAUGGGCUGCAAAUUGUUCUCUCUGAAACCCAUCACCAGGACGCGUGCGACCCUUCUCUCAACAUUCUGAGGUAUUAAAAGCAAGAUAAUUUGGCAAGUGGCUAACAAAGUUUGUAAAAAAAAAGGACCUUUACAUCAUCUCAGAACUAAAGAGACAGAUACAGCAAGAUAAGACCUUGGAUGUGCCUGGAAAACGCACAGUAACCUGCAUGGCUUCCUCCUGUUUUAUCUCGGCUUUAUCCCCCAGUCGCAAGCGUGGAGUGAUGGCUGAAAAGCCAGUCGAUCCUGGUUGUGUGUCAAUCGCUUUGGAAGAUGCGGUUUGCAAUGGCGCCUCCCAGGAUGCACCUCUCCUCACCACACACCUCAAGAAGGUGGAGAACCACAUCACUGAGGCACAGCGAUUCUCCCAUCUGCCCAAACGCCCAGCGGUGGACAUAGAGUUCAAUGACCUCUCCUACUCCGUCAGCGAGGGGUCUUGCUGGAAGAAAAGAGGUAGGGGAUACAAGACGCUGUUAAAAUGCUUAUCCGGAAAGUUCUGCAGUCGAGAGCUAAUUGGGAUUAUGGGUCCUUCAGGCGCCGGAAAGUCAACCUUCAUGAACAUUCUGGCAGGAUACAGGAAAACUGGAAUGAAAGGGCAAAUCCUGGUGAAUGGACAACCUCGGGACCUGCGAACUUUCAGGAAGAUGUCCUGUUACAUCAUGCAAGAUGACAUGCUCCUUCCACACCUGACCGUAUUGGAAGCCAUGAUGGUAUCGGUGCACCUCAAGCUGAAGGAGAGAUUAGAAGUUAAAAAGGAACUGGUAAAUGAAAUCCUGACAGCCCUGGGUCUCCUCGACUGCUCAGACACGCGGACUCUCUCUCUGUCUGGUGGACAGCGCAAGCGGCUGGCCAUCGCCCUGGAACUUGUCAACAAUCCCCCUGUCAUGUUCUUUGACGAGCCGACCAGUGGGUUAGAUAGCGCCUCCUGUUUCCAGGUGGUAUCACUGAUGAAGUCACUCGCUCAAGGUGGGAGGACCAUCAUCUGCACCAUCCAUCAACCCAGCGCUAAGCUCUUUGAGAUGUUCGAUAAGCUGUUCAUCGUGAGUCAAGGGCAGUGUAUCUACAAAGGAGUAGUCCCCAGCCUCAUCCCGUACCUUAAAGGCCUGGGCUUGCACUGUCCAACCUAUCACAACCCUGCUGAUUUUAUUAUUGAAGUCGCCUCGGGUGAAUAUGGAGAUUUGAACCCUCUGCUGUUCAAGGCUGUUCAGGAUGGAAUGUGCACCAUGGCGGAAAAGAAGAACCCAUCCAAGGGGGGUGAUCCUUCAAGCUGGAAAUCCCAGAGUUUGACGGACGCAGGCCCCAUUGAGAGCUGCACUUUUGCAAUAAGCUCCUUUGUUCAGUUUUAUAUCCUCUUCAGAAGGACCUUCAUUUCCAUUCUGCGAGACAUGGUUUUGACCCAUUUACGAUUCAUGUCUCACAUCUGCAUUGGAGUCCUCAUCGGUCUGCUGUAUCUGAACAUUGGUGAUGAGGCAGAGAAAGUAUUCAACAACACAGGAUGCCUCUUCUUCUCCAUGCUCUUCCUCAUGUUUGCUGCUCUGAUGCCAACUGUCCUGACCUUUCCAUUGGAGAUGUCUGUAUUUCUGAGAGAACACCUCAACUACUGGUACAGCCUAAAGGCUUACUACUUGGCUAAAACAAUGGCGGAUGUUCCUUUUCAAGUGGUCUGUCCAAUUGUCUACUGCAGUAUUGUCUACUGGAUGACAUCGCAGCCCCCUGAGGCUUCCCGCUUCCUCUUGUUUGCCAGUCUGGCCACAGCGACCGCACUGGUGGCCCAGUCACUUGGACUCCUGAUUGGUGCUGCAUCCACAUCUUUACAGGUAGCCACCUUUGUGGGCCCAGUCACUGCCAUCCCAGUGCUUCUAUUCUCGGGAUUUUUUGUUAGUUUUGAUACCAUCCCCACCUACUUGCAAUGGAGCUCCUACGUCUCUUACGUAAGGUACGGCUUUGAAGGCGUCAUCCUGUCAAUAUAUGGACUGGACAGAAAAAAUCUGACCUGCAAUACUGGGUUUUGCCCGUUUAAGGAACCAAAGAAAAUUCUGCAAGUGAUGGAUGUGCAGGACUCAAAACUUUACAUGGAUUUCAUCGUCCUUGGUAUUUUCUUCAUUAUCUUGCGUUCCCUGGCUUACCUCGUUCUUCGAUACAAAGUCAAGUCCGAGAGAUAGAGAGAGAGAGCUUCACUGCUGGUGAAUAUUCUGCAGCGUUCAGUCGUAUUGUCUAUGAGCUGGAUUCAUUCUGCUGAACUUGUGUUUUGGAUGUGGCCUGUAUUAGGCUCAUCAGCCACGAGAUGGGCAUCGAAGCCAGAGAGAUCAUUACAAGACUAAAUCUCCAAAUGUCACGAUGGCUGAUGUUGGGCCUUUUGAUUUCAAAGAUCUUAUUUUUGCUGCUGCAGUUACUUUAUUGAAACUUAAUUAACCCUUACCCAUCCAGAGAACAAUUUAUCAAAAGAAAAUGCAACUUUUUGGAAGUUGUAAAUGAAAUAAUUCUGCAUGGGCCUUCUGCACACUGACAAUUCAAGGAUGUUACACCCAAAAAUUUACAUGUUUCAAGAAACCCUGUUUGUCAAUUAUAGUUAUAUGUCACUCUAAAGUAUAUAUCUUUUUUUAAAUGAAACUUUGAUUUUCAAUCAGGGCUGUUAUUAAGCACAGUUUUUGUAGAACAAUGUAUGCUUUAUCUCUCUCCUGAAGCAUGUUAGCUUAUAGCAUGUCUUGUCAAAUUAUUAUAAUUGUAAGUAUAAAGAAAAAUCAAAACAAAGCAGUAUAAACCAAAACUGUUAUAAUAGGCAUUGUGGAAUUAGUUUCUGAAAUUUCAAAAGUAUAUUUAAAAACAAGUCUUGAAAGUGUUAAACAUUUAAAAUAACUGUAGUGUAAUCAUUUUUUUACAGAAUUUUAUAUUACGCCUGUUGAUUUUUUUGGGUAUUUGGAGGUUUCCUUCCUUCGUUACUUAAAAAUAAUCAAUAUUAUUAAUGCAUUCCUCUGACUCCAAACAUCAAACCUUUUCUGAUCACAACCUCCUGACCUAUUUAUUUUGGGUCACGAUGGUGUUGUGACAGAAAUUCUGCCCCAUUUGUGCAUCUGUAUUUAAUAAUAUACCAAUGUUCAUAUUCACCACAGUAGUUAUCAUCUUAAACUAUACCAAUUCUGUAAAAAUUUAGAACAUUUGGCUCAAAAAGUAGCAAUUUCUGAGUUUUUGCCACAUUUCAACUCAAUUUUAAUUAUUGCUGUAUAGUUUCUUCCACAUGAUACUGUGGGUAAUGUCCUCACUGCCAUACAGGUAAAAACAAUGACUGCAGAUGCUGGAAACCAGAUUCUGGAUUAGUGGUGCUGGAAGAGCACAGCAGUUC